AUGCCAAACGAAAUCGAUCUUAAGCCAGAAAUCAGUCGGGCAGCUCUUAAACUUCCCCAAUCUUGGCAUAAAAAAGCCGAUUUAUGGUUUAUAAAUAUCGAGGCCCAGUUUAAACUCGCUGAUAUAUCGCAAGAUACUACUAAGUAUUACGCAGUGGUUUCAGCUUUCAACUCGGAAGUGUUAGCGUACGUGAGCGAUAUCGUUAAAAACCCUCCUAGGGAAAAUUUAUAUCAAACACUAAAAGAUCGACUCAUAGCAAAAUUUUCCCAUUCCGAACAAAAACGAGUGAAAGAUUUGCUGUCUAAUGCCGUGUUGGGAGAUGAUAAACCAUCUCAUCUUUUACGCAAAAUGCGACAACUAGCUAGUAAUAAAGUCGGGGAGGAAUUUUUAAGAACGCUAUGGAUUCAGCGUUUACCCAAAGAAACUCAGGCGAUUCUUUCUGUUUCUGAUGGGGAUUUAGACAAAUUAGCCCAAAUGGCUGAUAAAAUUCUCGAGCUCACACCUUUGCAAAUAGCUAAAACUAAUUUAGAAAGGAACGAAAAUAAUACACACGCGGCCAUAAUGAAGCUCCAAACGCAGGUCGCUGAGUUAACUGAGCAAGUUAAUCGCCUAGCAAGGCCCAGCGACAGACAAUCACGCGAUUAUAGACACCCCUGGAAUCGUCAGCGUUCGCAGACACCUGUUCGACCCCAGGCAAAAGAUCUAUGCUGGUAUCACGCGAAGUUCGGUGAUGAAGCAAAUAAAUGUAAGGCCCCUUGCAAAUUCCGAGCAGGGAAAUUAGCUCGGAAAUCACACGUGGCGCAAAGUGAUUUCCAAAUUAACAACACAAGCCGCCUAUUCGUUUACGAUCCAACCUCACGUCGUCACUACUUAAUCGACAGUGGUAGCGACAUUUGCGUUCUACCAUAUAACGCCGCCAUGGCAUUAAGAGCACCCGCCUCAUUGACACUUUAUUCGGCAAACAAUUCCCCGAUAAAGACUUACGGCACAAAACUCAUAACCGUGUCCCUAAACUUAAGGCGCCAAUUUACGUGGCCUUUUGUAAUCGCAAACGUCAGCAAACCAAUAAUAGGCGCCGAUUUUAUAAGACACUUCGGUCUCCUGAUCGACUUAAAAAACGCCCGCAUUACAGACCCAUUAACGUCCUUGACAACGACAUGA
Centruroides sculpturatus (bark scorpion) is the source of this 1161-nucleotide messenger RNA. RefSeq lists its product as uncharacterized. Bases 1 to 1161 code for a protein of 386 amino acids. The record is from RefSeq and is a predicted model, not a curated record. Lineage: Eukaryota; Metazoa; Arthropoda; Arachnida; Scorpiones; Buthidae. The transcript has a single exon.